Peromyscus eremicus (cactus mouse) is the source of this 506-nucleotide messenger RNA. It is a transcript of the gene Shisal1, whose product is annotated as shisa like 1. NCBI's taxonomy places the organism in Eukaryota, Metazoa, Chordata, Mammalia, Rodentia, Cricetidae. The record is from RefSeq and is a predicted model, not a curated record. The annotation marks the transcript as partial. The transcript has a single exon.
CAACUACACAGCGCUGCUGGGAGUGUGGAUCUACGGCUUCUUCGUGCUCACCCUGCUGGUCCUGGAUUUGCUCUAUUAUUCCGCCAUGAACUACGACAUUUGCAAGGUUUACCUGACCCGGUGGGGCAUCCACGGACGUUGGAUGAAACAGGACCCCAGGCGGUGGGGGAACCCUGCUCGAGCCCCUCGACCCGGGCAGCCAGCCCCGCAGCCGCAGCAGCCUCCCCCUGGUGCCCUGCCGCAAGCCCCCCAGGCUGUGCACACGCUGCGGGGAGACACACACAGCCCACCCCUGAUGGCCUUCCAAAGCUCAUCUGCCUGGUGAGUGUUUGCAUUAACAGCUUGGGUGGACUUGGCGCUCUCCCUGCCGCUGCGUCUGGAUCAUGGGUGACCAGGCUAUUUGCUGUCCUUACUGUUUGCCCAGGAGGACUUGAGGCCACUCGUGGUGGCACACGAGUCUAGAGGAGAAGCCAAAGACAGGUCUUCACUUGAGUUUCCUAGUUGCC